AUGUUCCUCCCGGCCGUCCGUUCGUUAUUGUCGCAUCGGUAGCGCUGCAGGGUUCCUGGUUUCGGUGCGUGUGCGGCUUUACCCGACCUAGAGCGACCAUGGCCUCACUAUCGCUGGCCCCAGUGAACAUCUUCAAACAUGGCGCUGAUGAGGAGAAAGCAGAAACUGCUCGUCUGUCCUCCUUUAUUGGUGCCAUUGCUAUUGGGGAUCUGGUAAAAAGUACUCUUGGACCAAAAGGAAUGGACAAAAUCCUCUUGGGUGGUGGACGAGAAGGCUCUGUUACAGUCACCAACGACGGAGCAACCAUUCUGAAAGCCAUUGGUGUGGACAACGCUGCUGCCAAAGUUCUGGUUGAUAUGUCCAAGGUCCAGGAUGAUGAGGUUGGGGAUGGCACUACUUCUGUGACUGUGCUGGCCGCUGAACUGCUCAGGGAAGCAGAGUUGCUGAUUGCGAGAAAGAUCCAUCCUCAGAUCAUCGUCUCUGGCUGGAGGAAAGCAACCCAGGCUGCUCGUGAGGCCCUGAAGGGCGCUGCAGUGGACCAUGGUAAUGACCAGGAGAAAUUCCAGGAGGAUCUGUUGAACAUUGCUCGCACCACUCUGUCGUCCAAACUGCUCACUCAUCAUAAAGACCACUUUUCCAAGCUGGCUGUGGAGGCAGUGCUUAGACUUAAAGGAUCUGGCAACCUGGAGGCCAUCCACGUUAUCAAGAAACUUGGAGGAAGUCUUACCGACUCUUAUCUGGAUGAAGGGUUCCUGCUUGACAAGAAAAUUGGUGUCAACCAGCCUAAGAGGAUUGAGAAUGCAAAUAUCCUCAUUGCCAACACUGGCAUGGACACAGACAAGAUCAAGAUCUUUGGCUCUAGAGUGCGCGUGGACUCCACAGCAAAAGUGGCAGAGAUCGAGCUGGCCGAGAAAGAGAAAAUGAAGGAGAAAGUAGAGCGCAUUCUGAAGCACGGCAUCAACUGCUUCAUCAACAGGCAGCUGAUCUAUAACUACCCUGAGCAGCUCUUUGCCGCUGCUGGUGUCAUGGCCAUAGAGCAUGCAGACUUUGUUGGAGUGGAGAGGCUGGCGCUGGUUACAGGGGGUGAGAUCACAUCAACCUUUGACCACCCUGAGCUGGUGAAACUUGGCCACUGUAAACUCAUUGAGGAGGUGAUGAUCGGAGAGGACACUCUUAUCCAUUUCUCUGGAGUGGCCAUGGGUGAGGCCUGCACUAUUGUUCUCCGUGGGGCGACUCAGCAGAUUCUGGAUGAGGCCGAGCGUUCUCUCCAUGAUGCUCUGUGCGUUUUGGCUCAGACUGUUAAAGAGACUCGCACUGUCUACGGAGGAGGUUGUUCGGAAAUGUUGAUGGCCAAAGUGGUGACAGACUUGGCCAACAAAACACCAGGCAAAGAAGCAGUAGCAAUGGAGUCCUUUGCCAAAGCACUCAGAAUGUUGCCGACCAUUAUUGCAGAUAAUGCUGGUUAUGACAGUGCAGACCUCGUGGCCCAGCUGAGAGCAGCUCACCAGGAGAACAAAACCACUUUUGGCCUGGACAUGACACAGGGAAUGAUCGGUGACAUGGCAGAGCUGGGCAUCACAGAGAGUUUCCAGGUGAAGAGGCAGGUCCUGUUGAGUGCUGCUGAGGCUGCUGAGAUGAUCCUCCGUGUAGACAACAUCAUCAAGGCAGCACCCAGAAAACGAGUACCAGACCACCACCCAUGUUAAGGCAGAAAUAGUGAGGAGCAGCCUGUGUAUUUAUUACCUGAGACGGCCUCAUUCUUCUUGGGUCUCUUCACUUUUGAAUCACUGUGCUGUUACAGUGUUAGCACUGCAGAGGCUGUCUGUCAUGUCCUUAUUCCAACAUAUUGACAGUGUAGCUUUUUUUGUUUACUCCAUAAUAAAACUUUAGGACACACUUA
Messenger RNA from Pygocentrus nattereri (red-bellied piranha), 1900 nucleotides. It is a transcript of the gene cct2, whose product is annotated as chaperonin containing TCP1, subunit 2 (beta). NCBI's taxonomy places the organism in Eukaryota, Metazoa, Chordata, Actinopteri, Characiformes, Serrasalmidae. Gene Ontology annotation, molecular function: ATP binding; ATP-dependent protein folding chaperone; ATP hydrolysis activity. Gene Ontology annotation, biological process: protein folding. Gene Ontology annotation, cellular component: chaperonin-containing T-complex; cytosol. The transcript is spliced from 16 exons. The record is from RefSeq and is a predicted model, not a curated record. Bases 99 to 1706 code for a protein of 535 amino acids.